AGACCCCCUCCCCGGAAAAAAGGCAAUUCGGAGUAAAAAGCCUUUCCUCUUCUUUUUAAAGGGUUGCCAAUUAACGAGCAAAAAAAGGAGGCAGCAGCAACAACUGAUUGGGGAACCUCCCCCGUCCUCCCCCCCCCCCCACGUUCCUUUCUUUUGGUCGCCUUCAUCUCGGGGAUCUUAAUUGUGGAAAACCUGCCAACAGAUAGAUAGACGUGUACGCAAGCCAACUUGGAGAAGCGGCGAGGCUUCCCUGCCCACCCUUUUGCCGCCGUCGUUGCCUGUGGCGUGGCAAUGUGAGUGAGGAUUGCGCCGCCGCUUUCGCCCUAUUUCUUCCUUCCCGUCGGCGAGAGAAACCGUGGAAUUAGAAGCCCGGCACGGAUCGCGCGUGUGCGCGCGUGGUUGUGGAGAGAGACCAGCUUGGUUGUGUUAAAGGACGCCGAGGAGAAUUCAGACGGCAUCCGGGAGAUCCUUCUGGAAACACUACAAAAUACAGAACUUUGCUUCUCGUGGGUCUCUCAAUGUACGUCCAAGCUUGAAUGAAGAACACGAAAAGUACUUUGCUUUACGUGAAGUGAGCACUGGAGCUGGGAGACUUGGCUGUGAGUUACACUUCCUCCCUUUAUCAAUGGAUUCCAGUCUUACAUGGGUUUGUUUCAAGCAGCUGGAACGUGGUGCCAUGAGACAGUCUGUCAUCCAUGACGCAUUGGGAUUAUCAUGAUCGAAUACUCCACUUUGAUUUUAACCAGUGGCCAAGAGCUUUGUAUGGUCAGCAACAAGGACCGGACUUUUAAAGACAGUAUAACAGGCCUGUGACGGAGGAUUAGACAACAUCAGUGGAGUCAUGCUUCACACAGCCAUAUCAUGCUGGCAGCCAUUUCUAGGUCUGGCUGUGUUGCUAAUUUUCAUGGGCUCCACCAUAGGCUGCCCGGCCCGCUGUGAGUGCUCAGCACAGAACAAGUCUGUCAGCUGUCACCGGAGGCGCCUGAUUGCCAUCCCCGAGGGCAUCCCCAUUGAGACGAAAAUCCUGGAUCUUAGCAAGAACAGGCUGAAAAGUGUCAACCCGGAGGAGUUCACAGCUUUCCCUCUGCUGGAGGAGAUAGAUCUCAGCGACAACAUCGUUGCCAACGUCGAGCCUGGAGCCUUUAACAAUCUGUUUAACUUGCGCUCCUUGCGGCUGAAAGGGAACCGUCUGAAGCUGGUCCCUUUAGGGGUCUUCACCGGCCUGUCAAACUUAACAAAGCUAGAUAUCAGUGAGAACAAGAUUGUCAUUCUGCUGGACUACAUGUUCCAGGAUCUGCACAACCUCAAGUCCCUCGAGGUUGGGGAUAACGAUCUGGUUUAUAUCUCUCACAGGGCCUUCAGCGGACUGCUCAGUUUGGAGCAGCUAACUCUGGAAAAAUGCAACCUAACAGCUGUACCAACAGAAGCCCUUUCUCACCUUCACAACCUCAUCAGCCUACACCUGAGACAUCUCAAUAUUAACCUUCUGCCUGCAUAUGCCUUCAAGAGAUUGUUCCACCUGAAAAAUCUAGAAAUAGACUAUUGGCCUAUGCUGGACAUGAUCCCUAUCAACAGCCUGUAUGGCUUGAACCUCACCUCCCUCUCCAUCACCAAUACCAACCUGUCCACUGUCCCUUAUUCUGCCCUGAAGCACCUAGUUUACUUGACCCACCUGAAUCUCUCCUACAACCCCAUCAGCACCAUUGAGUCGGACAUGCUUGCCGAUGUGGUGCGCCUCCAAGAGCUCCACAUAGUUGGGGCCCAGUUGCGUACCAUCGAACCCCACGCAUUCCAAGGACUCCGGUUCCUCCGGGUGCUUAAUGUGUCCCAAAACCUGUUGGAAACCAUCGAAGAGAACGUGUUCCACUCCACCAAAGCCCUGGAAAUCCUCUGCAUAAGCAACAACCCACUGGCUUGCGACUGCCGCUUGCUUUGGAUUUUACAAAGGCAGCCCACACUGCAGUUUGGGGGCCAGCAGCCAAUGUGCGCCGGCCCGGACAGCGUCAAAGAGAGGCCCUUCAAAGACUUCCACAGCACCGCCCUUUCUUUCUACUUCACCUGCAAGAAGCCGAGGAUACGCGACAAGAAGCUGCAAUACCUGGUGAUCGAGGAAGGCCAAACGGUGCAGCUACAGUGCAGUGCAGAUGGCGACCCUCAGCCCACCGUCGCCUGGCUGACGCCGCGACGGAGACUGGUCACCGCCAAAUCGAAUGGGAGAGCUACGGUGCUGGGAGAUGGCACCCUGGAGAUCCGGUUUGCCCAAGAUCAAGACAGUGGGAUCUAUGUUUGUGUGGCCAGCAACGCUGCUGGGAACGACACCUUGUCAGCCACCCUAACCGUCAAAGGGUUUGCCUCGGAUCGUUUCCUUUAUGCCAACAGGACUCCUAUGUACAUGACAGAUUCCAAUGACACCAGUUCCAAUGGAACCAAUAUGAAUACAUUUUCCCUGGACCUUAAGACAAUACUGGUGUCGACAGCCAUGGGCUGCUUCACAUUCCUCGGGGUGGUUUUAUUUUGUUUCUUACUACUUUUUGUGUGGAGCCGAGGGAAAGGCAAGCAUAAAACCAACAUUGACCUCGAGUACGUCCCCCGUAAGAACAAUGGCGCGGUUGUGGAAGGGGAGGUCCCGGGACCACGCAGGUUCAAUAUGAAAAUGAUUUGAUGGUGGUGUGCUGCUAGAAUUAUUAAUUCUUCCCCUGCCCCCCUCUCCUGUGGCAUUCUGACCAAUCCAACAAGCUUGGUAUCUAGGAAUUGCCAUGCUAGAGGCUCUUGGCCGUCGCGGUGUCAAACGGUACAUGGAAACCAGGAAGACUAUCUGAGGUUGUACAGCAAAGCCUCUUGUUUUGAGGCUGCGUGUGUGUGUGUUAGGGCUUUUUUGCAGAGUUGGCAUACAGUACUAAUUGUUUGCAUUGCAAAUUUUUUGCCAUUCUGAGGAUCUCAGUAACAAACUGUCGGCUCAUGUUCACGGACAAGUGUUCAAAACAUUUUCUACCACUACAAAAAUAAAAAAAUUAAGGGAAAAAAACCCUACAGUGUAGGAUUUACAUAUUUAAAGAGAGAGAGAGAGACAUUUGUCUACAACAUAACUCUGCAGUGAAAUUUGUAUCUAUAGAUCUCAUUUGCUAAAUCCUCGCAUCAUACAUACCUUCUAGUUGAUUCGACACCACAAGAUUAAUGUAUUACUGUAUUUUUUUUAAUAUACAUAUUUAACUGUGUACAUUUUAAAGCAAUACAAAUGAGACGUUUUUGUUCCUUCCACAGUAACUGACCCAAGUGUGAUGUCACUUGUUCCAUAACUACAGCCAAAUUCCCAAAUCAGACCUCUGUAGUCACCAAUGAAAGAUGCUGUGGCUUGUGCCUAACGUUACAUCAAAGACCAGAGAGAAACUGUCGAGGCAGGCAGAAUUUACUGUGUCCCCCUUGCUCUUCUCUUUAUGGAAAGAAAGGCAUGUGCCUACUUUUGAUAUAGAAUAGAAUAUUUUCUUAAAGUAUCUGUGAGAUCACGUUGGACCCGUUUACUGUAAGAGUCCAAGGUCCAACUUCCUAGUCAUGGUUGGCACCAACACUGGCAAAUUAACUGGAUGACCGUUCUUUCCCCCACUCACCCCUCUGUUUUAAUUUCUUUUCCAUUGUUAAGAUGUCAGUGUGCUGGGAUAAAGAACCAGGUUAAUGCAUUCUGCCAUAUUUCCAGUGAAGUGCCAUCAGAGUUUUAUUAAUGGAUGAGAAUGCCGCUCAACAAAAGCCCUUCCCCACUCAAUAGCUUCCACAAGGCCAAAUUACUGCCAAACUUCAAGCCACUGUCCAUUUUGUAUUUACAAGAAACACUGGGCUGGUCUAUACAGUCCUUUGCUGCUGUUUUUUUUAAAAUUAUUAUUAUUCUCACAGAAAUGACCCCUGGCAGCCUGAUCGUGUGAAGAACAAAACCCUAGAGGCACCAUUUCAGACUCCAGGAUGGUGUAAGAGCAAAGAGCUUGCUUGCAAAAGAUAUGUCAUACAUUAAAUAUAAGAAAACCCAGUGUAUUUUAA
Messenger RNA from Podarcis muralis (Common wall lizard), 4026 nucleotides. It is a transcript of the gene LINGO2, whose product is annotated as leucine rich repeat and Ig domain containing 2. Gene Ontology annotation, molecular function: protein binding. Gene Ontology annotation, cellular component: plasma membrane. Lineage: Eukaryota; Metazoa; Chordata; Lepidosauria; Squamata; Lacertidae. The record is from RefSeq and is a predicted model, not a curated record.